CGCGGCCGCGGUGCGGACGGACCGACGGACGGCGCUGCUUGCAGGAGGCGCCCGGACAUGUUCAGCCGGAGCUCCCGGAAAAGACUCUCCAGCCGCUCGUUGACCGGACUGGGGCGGAUCGAGAGAGGCCAGCCAUGUAACGCCUGUGGUGACCAGUGCCCAGGGUUCGCCUUGCAUAAAUGGAGGAAGAUCUGCCUGCACUGCAAGUGCCCUCAGGAGGAGCACAUGGUGACGGUGAUGCCCCUGGCGAUGGAGAAGACUGUCAGCAAACUCAUGUUUGACUUCCAGAGGAACUCGACCUCGGAUGACGACUCAGGCUGUGCCUUGGAGGAGUAUGCCUGGGUCCCGCCGGGGCUGAAGCCUGAACAGGUUCACCAGUACUAUAGCUGUCUCCCAGAAGAGAAAGUUCCCUAUGUCAACAGUCCUGGAGAGAAACUUCGAAUCAAGCAGCUAUUACACCAGCUGCCACCACAUGACAAUGAGGUUCGCUAUUGCAACUCCCUGGAUGAGGAAGAGAAGAGGGAGCUGAAGCUCUUCAGCAACCAGCGGAAACGUGAAAACCUGGGUCGUGGCAAUGUCAGGCCCUUCCCGGUCACCAUGACAGGAGCGAUCUGUGAGCAGUGCGGAGGCCAGAUCAACGGCGGGGACAUUGCUGUGUUUGCGUCGCGCGCCGGACACGGUGUCUGCUGGCACCCACCCUGCUUUAUCUGCACUGUCUGCAACGAGCUCCUGGUGGAUUUGAUCUACUUUUACCAAGAUGGGAAGAUAUACUGUGGCAGGCACCACGCGGAGUGCCUGAAGCCGCGCUGCGCAGCCUGCGACGAGAUCAUCUUUGCAGAUGAAUGCACAGAAGCUGAGGGGCGACACUGGCACAUGAAACACUUCUGCUGCUUCGAAUGCGAGACAGUGCUGGGCGGCCAGCGCUACAUCAUGAAGGAGGGAAGGCCCUACUGCUGCCACUGCUUCGAGUCCUUGUACGCAGAAUAUUGCGACACCUGUGCCCAACACAUAGGGAUCGACCAAGGUCAAAUGACCUAUGACGGCCAACACUGGCAUGCCACUGAGACCUGUUUCUGCUGUGCUCACUGCAAGAAGUCCCUCCUGGGCCGGCCGUUCCUCCCCAAGCAAGGCCAGAUCUUCUGCUCACGGGCCUGCAGUGCCGGGGAGGACCCCAACGGUUCUGACUCUUCUGAUUCGGCCUUCCAGAACGCCCGGGCCAAGGAGUCCCGGCGCAGCGCCAAAAUCGGCAAGAACAAGGGCAAGACAGAAGAGCCCAUGCUGAGCCAGCACAGCCAGCUGCAGGUGAGUUCCAACCGGCUGUCGGCUGACGUGGACCCCCUGUCGCUGCAGAUGGACCUGCUCAGCCUGUCCAGCCAGACACCCAGCCUCAACCGGGACCCCAUCUGGAGGAGCCGGGACGAGCCGUACCAUUACGGGAACAAGAUGGAGCAGAACCAGUCGCAGAGCCCCUUGCAGCUCCUCAGCCAGUGCAACAUCAGAACUUCCUACAGUCCAGGAGGGCAAGGGGCCGGGGCCCAGCCCGACAUGUGGGCCAAGCACUUCAGCAACCCCAAAAGGAGCUCAUCGCUGGCCAUGAAGGGGCACGGUGGCAGCUUCAUCAAGGAAUGCCGAGAAGACUAUUACCCGGGAAGGCUGAGGUCCCAGGAGAGCUACAGUGAUAUGUCCAGCCAGAGCUUCAGUGAAAACCGAGGCAGCAUCCAAGUCCCCAAAUAUGAGGAGGAGAUGGAAGAGGAAGGGGGCAUGUCCACUCAGCAGUGUCGGACCCGUCAUCCCAUCAGUUCACUGAAAUAUACCGAGGACAUGACGCCCACAGAGCAGACCCCGCGGGGCUCCAUGGAAUCGCUGGCCCUGUCUAACACAACAGGCCUCUCCGCAGAUGGUGGUGCCAAGCGCCAGGAGCACCUCUCCCGGUUUUCCAUGCCCGAUCUCAGCAAAGACUCUGGGAUGAACGUGUCCGAGAAGCUGAGCAACAUGGGCACGCUGAACUCGUCCAUGCAGUUCCGCAGCGCCGAGUCCGUUCGCAGCCUGCUCUCCGCCCAGCAGUACCAGGAGAUGGAGGGAAACCUCCACCCUCUCGGCAACCCCAUCAGGUACAGAGACCUGCAGGCCCACGGAAGGAUGCAUCAGAGCUUUGAUUUCGAUGGGGGGAUGGCGGGCAGCAAGCUGCCGGGGCCGGAGGGUGUGAGGAUCCAGCCCAUGAGCGAGCGCACGCGGCGGAGAGCCACUUCCCGCGAAGACAACCGCCGCUUCCGACCUCACCGCUCCCGGCGAUCCCGACGCUCUCGCUCAGACAACGCCCUCCACCUGGCCAGCGAGCGCGAGGCCAUCUCUCAGUUAAAAGAAAGGCCCCCCCUGAGAGCCAGGGAGGAUUAUGAUCAGUUCAUGCGCCAGCGGAGCUUCCAGGAGAGCCUGGGCCAGGGGUCCCGGAGGGACCUGUACGGCCGGUGCCCCCGGACUGUAUCGGACCUGGCUCUGCAGAAUGCCUUUGGGGAGCGAUGGGGACCCUACUUCACUGAGUACGAUUGGUGUUCCACCUGCUCUUCGUCCUCGGAGUCUGACAACGAGGGCUAUUUCCUAGGAGAACCCAUCCCCCAGCCCGCCCACCUGCGAUACGUCACGAGUGAUGAGUUACUGCACAAAUACAGCUCGUACGGCCUCCCCAAGUCUUCCACGCUAGGUGGCAGGGGACAGUUGCACAGCAGGAAAAGACAAAAGAGCAAAAACUGUAUCAUUUCUUAAUCCGAUGGGGGUCAGGGGAUAGGGGAAGAUGGGAGAGUACCUCUUACAUUUCCCAGAUGAGGCUUUAACCACCGUCAGCAGAAAGAAGAAGGUGGCCUAGAAACUGACACCUAAUUAGUGCCCCGAGGGAGAGAGGAAUAAGCAAUUUCAGAUCUAGCUGCCCAGGGAGCAUCCAUCGGCUGAACUGGUCAGAGCUGGAGGCGUGUUGAGAUGCAAGCCUCAGGGUCAGACGGUCUAUAAGCAAGAUCACCUCCAUCUAGUCCAUCACUGCCAGUGUCUCCUUCCCACCCCACAUGCAGCCAGGCACCUUAUGGAGAAUGCCGAUGGAGGACAGGUAAAUCCUCACUGUGAGGACGGAACCUGCAAGUAUAUGCCUUAGAGGGAGCAGGACAUCAUCGUAUCGGGAGUUCCUCCCCUUAGUGAUAACUUACACCUAACAUCCCAGAAUCCCAUUCCCCAAAGUUCAAUGCAUUUGUUUCCGAGGCGGGAUCUGAGGGUCCUGGCCUGAUCAUCGCCGGGAGCUCUUCUUGGUCAAGCGUCAUCUGUGGGUGAGGCUCGCACUCACCUCUUCUUAGAUCAUCAUUUCAUCCUUAAUAGGCUGUUUUUAGAAGAGUACCACAGUUUAUUUUCUUUGCUAAUGCCUUGGGUUUUGUUUUGCUUGCCUACCUCUUCUCAUAUUGAUCUUCUUAUCUUUUGGAUAAAACCCCACUUUAGCGUUCGUUUCAUUUCCUGUCGCUGCUCAAUUCAGGGACAACAGAACUGGCCCUUUCCCAAGCAGAAGUCAGUGACAGUUUCCUGAAUGGCCCUGCCAGUGCAUAUCACCCUUGAUGUUAUGAGCAAGUUUGUUAGCAGGCUGGUGGCAUUCAGGUACUCUUCCAUCUGUCAUAGAAUUCUGGGAUUUCUACCAAGUGUGACGGUAAAUGAGGUCAGGGAAACCAGAACCAUACUUCCCAUUUUGCAGGUGUUCAAGGGGGGGAAAUUUUUAGUGUUGGUUGUUUGACCCCCUCUUUUCAUAUUCACCUUCUGUUCUCUAGUCCUUCCUUUCCACCCUCAGCCAGCCCCGUGAACAAGCAAUUUUGCGUUUCUCAUAUGUGACCUGAGGACAGCUCUUUCUCAUCCUCUUUUCCCAUUCUGUAGGAUGUUUCUUCAAUACACCAAGAUUAUAUUUCUCUCUCCUGCGGCAGCUCUCUGCUUCUUGGGUACCACCAGCCAUUGCUGAGUUCAGGUGGGGCCAGUAAUACCACAUAUGUAGCAUGUGCUCUGAUCCCUGCAACCUGGGCAGAUAUAACCAAGGUACCACUGUAUACUUUCCCAGAGAGCAUGGCUGCAGCCUCAGAAAUCUUUUCAACACUCCAACCAUCCAGGACUAGUUGAUCUGAACUGAUUUUAUUUGUCUGAUAACAAAUCUUAUUUGUGAACUGAUUCUUAUUUGUCUUUCUACCUUGGGCUCUUUUGCCAUUGGCCCCAAACUGUACACCAGCCAUUUAGGAAGCAUCAUCCCUAAAUAAUUGUGAGACUCCAGUUUCUAUGCCCCCGUACUGGAGAUGCUAAAGGAGGCUGACUUCUUUAGGCUAAAUGAAGACAACUCUCUUUGGCCUCCUUUUCCAUUCUCGUGUUCUUGGUCCUAUCACAGAGGUCAGAUAAGAGUUCGUCCUAUUCUUUGUCUAAUCCCACCUUCUAACAAGAAAGAACACAAAAAUUUAAAUUCCAAGGAGAAGUGCUCUUUGCUGUUUCUCUCUAACAGAAACCAGAUGCUAAUGCAUAAGAAGGAGAAUCUAUGACAAAGGAACGUGAACGAUGGCAUCAGUCAUCUGAGGAUUUCAUGCCAGAAGGCUGCUAUUAGCACUGUUUAGCACCUUCAGGGCUUUGAAAAGGGCUCUGCGACAGCAUUCCAGGUACAGGACACAGCCAAGCCUCCUCUACAUAUUUGGAAGGCAGUUCCAGAUGGCCGCCUUUUGAGGUGCGUUUCUUAAAGCGCAAGAGAAGUGGAAAUGAAGAGAGUUUUGCCUAGCCUCCAGUGGCCGGUCCCUCUGGGGCCUCAGCAGACACCAGAGCCUGUUCGUCUGACCCCUCGGAAGCAGUCAUCAAGGUUAGGAUCAAAAAAGGAUUUCAGUCUUUUUCCAUUUUCUCAUAGUAGGAUCCCCUUCAACCCAAGACUCCCAUAAAGUAUAAUGUACUGUUGGGAGCUAUACUGUUUUAUAAGCUUACUUCCUGCUGACAAAACUAGCUUUCCCCAACAGGAAUAAAAAGGCGGGGAGGGGGGAUGUCACGUAGUGUUAGAAAACAUUUCUGUGAUUUAGAUACGAUGACUCUGUAGGAGAAAAAAAAAAAAAAAAAAAGCCUGAGAGUUUUCUGAGACAUCCCUCACCCUACUGAGUAUGGCCACUGACCAAUAGGUCGCUGACCAAGCUUUUCUAAAUUUUUCAGAGAGAGUUACUCAAACCUCUCUAGUGAAUGUCCAUGUUUUUCCAUAAAGCAUUUUGGUUCUAUCGUGGACCCUGACUUCACAUUCUAAGACCUAUGGGUCCUCCUUAUUCCAUAGUAAAUUAGGAAUUUGGCAGUUUUCCCGCUCCUAAACACAUUCUUUCCUGUACAGGAUCACUUUGUCCAUCUCCUGCUUUAAUUCCAAGUACGUAAACAAAACCUCAAAGGGCCUGAGAAGGUAAGGCAUGCCAGAGUCUGUGUUGUGUGUCGGGUGUCAAGCUAUUUGUUAAGAAGGUCUGCAGUAGACCUUUGGUGUGGGCUCUGCCAGAGACUGUCGUGAACACUUUGCUUGAGAUCCGUGCCCUGUAAAAUGGAUAUGAUGUUUUACUGAUGUCUGUAAUACAUUUGUAAACUUCCAAUAAAAUUUGAAUAAAAGAAAUGUUGCCAUUCUU
This is a messenger RNA of Lagenorhynchus albirostris (white-beaked dolphin), 5636 nucleotides long. RefSeq names its product prickle planar cell polarity protein 2 (gene PRICKLE2). Gene Ontology annotation, molecular function: zinc ion binding. Bases 58 to 2760 code for a protein of 900 amino acids. The record is from RefSeq and is a predicted model, not a curated record. Lineage: Eukaryota; Metazoa; Chordata; Mammalia; Artiodactyla; Delphinidae. The transcript has 10 exons.